Molecule: messenger RNA, 591 nt
Organism: Danaus chrysippus (African queen)
Lineage: Eukaryota; Metazoa; Arthropoda; Insecta; Lepidoptera; Nymphalidae
Source: the annotation of a GenBank genome assembly
AUGUCUUGGUUGUUAUUAAGCACAUUCUGUUUAUUGUUUUAUUCGACAUACUGUGCAACUGAUGACACUAAAACUGAUAAUGUGGUAGUCGACUGCAGUACUUUAAGAAUGGGUCAAUAUAUCUGUCCUGACCCAAAUCAAAAUCAAAUAGAUUCUGCUACUCAACAAUACGUUGGUUGCACCAAGGGAAAAGAUGUUCCCUCAGAGGGAGAAGCAAAUGUUUGGUGCAUAGCAGCUGAUAAGAUUAUAUGUAAUGAAACAAAAAAUUCAACAUUUUAUAAGAAAAUGCCAUGCAAAUGGACAAAUGGCUAUUCUUUAGAGAUAGCAUUACUAUUGUCAGUGUUCCUGGGUAUGUUUGGCUUGGAUAGAUUUUAUCUUGGUUAUCCUGGUAUUGGACUCGCAAAGCUGUGUACACUUGGAUUUAUGUUCCUUGGGCAAUUGCUUGAUAUAAUUCUAAUAGCAGCACAGGUUGUUGGCCCGUCGGAUGGAUCUGCAUAUGUGAUACCAUACUAUGGUGCUGGUGUAACUGUUGUCCGAAGCGACAAUGAGACAUACCUCCUGCCACAAGCAGACUGGCACAACAUCACCUGA